AGAGCAAGUUGUAUGGCUGUGCAAUUUGUUCCUGCAAAGACCUACGAGGACUGGUGGGCAUACAAGGAAACACUUCACGGAAGCUUUGUGCCAGGUCCUCCCUUCUGGGGUCUUGUGAAUUCAGCAUGGAGCCUCUGUGCCAUUGGCAAACGCCAGUCUCCUAUGGAUGUCAACACAAGUCAAAUGAUUUUUGAUCCCUUCCUCCCUCCACUUCGGCUCAGCAUUGGUGGAAAAAAGUUUAGUGGAACCAUGUACAACACAGGCCGACAUGUCUCUUUUCGUCCAGAUCCAGUACAGCUGGUUAAUGUUUCAGGAGGACCUCUGCCAUACAGUCACCGGCUCCAAGAAAUACGGCUGCAUUUUGGCAGUGAAGAUGGAUUUGGCUCAGAACACCAGAUAGAUGGUGACAGCUUUUCUGCUGAGGUGCAGGUGAUCCACUACAACCAAGAACUCUACCCCAAUAUUUCCGAGGCUUCACACAAUCCCAAUGGUUUAGCUGUCAUUUCUAUCUUUGCCAAUAUUGGACCAAAUCCUAACUCUUUCCUGACCAGGCUGUUAAACCGAGAAACGAUUACCCGGAUCUCCUAUAAGAAUGAUGCUUAUCUUCUACACGAUCUGAGCCUUGAAGACCUUUAUCCAGAGACAUUUGGUUUUAUCACUUACCAAGGAUCCAUGUCAACCCCUCCAUGCUAUGAAACAGUCACCUGGAUUCUCAUUGACCGUCCCAUCAAUAUUACCUCCGUUCAGAUUCACUCCCUUCGUCUUCUCAGUCAGAACCUCCCUUCUCAAAUUUUCCGGAGCAUGAGUGACAACUCGAGACCUCUCCAGCCCCUUUUACACCGAAGCCUUCGGGGCAACCGAGAGCCACGGCGCCCCACUAAACAUUGCAAAGGAGCCUCCUACAGGCUACAUGUUGAUGGAACACAGCCUCCCAAACCAGGCAUGUAGUUUUGCUGCAAGCUC
This is a messenger RNA of Protobothrops mucrosquamatus (brown spotted pit viper), 963 nucleotides long. RefSeq names its product carbonic anhydrase-related protein 11-like. Gene Ontology annotation, molecular function: zinc ion binding; carbonate dehydratase activity. The coding region runs from base 13 to 948 and encodes 311 amino acids. The record is from RefSeq and is a predicted model, not a curated record. NCBI's taxonomy places the organism in Eukaryota, Metazoa, Chordata, Lepidosauria, Squamata, Viperidae. The transcript has 9 exons.